GCAGGUAAGAAUAGAAAAUUGUGUUCUGUAGCUUAUUUGUAGUAUGAUAACCGCUUGCUAGACUUAUAGGUAGCAGCAGUCACGUAAACGAGACAGUAAUCUAACACAAAUAUGAACGUUCGUUAGGCAUUAAUAGUGAAUUACAAGAGGACGAGAAUGAGUCGACGAAAUGAUCACUCUUUUUCUGAUUAUGGACCGCCGAAUACAUACACUGCUCAUGGAAGCAUCACACCAACCCAGCGAAGUGCAGAAACAACCCAUGGUUAUACCCACCACACAAGACACUCGACCGUAAAUCCAGCAUCCUACAACUCUCAGCGAACAAGCAACUCAGAAAAAGCCGAGCUCUACGACCCGUAUGAUCCUGAUCCUGGCUCAUCAUCAGACUCUGAAUUGGAGCCUUCCAAAGGCAGGGAAGACCAUCACAGGCACAGAGUUAGUGGAGGGAGCAGCCGCCUGAGUAGUGGAUAUCAAGGCUCUGCUUCAGUAGCUGGACAUCAUGAUGGCUUCAACUGGGAUUUGUUAUCCUCUCGGCCCGGUACCAGACAUGAGCAGUCCAGCCAUGGCAUCAAACAUGAGCAGUCCAGCCAUGGCUCCAUACCUGACCGGUCUAGCCAUGACCACUCAGAACGGCCGUUGCCCACGACAGAAACCCCACUAUUACCCCUCAAUGCAUAUUGGGGGCAGGGGGAAAAUGGGAGAGAAAUGUCCACAACCACAGUACCUGGCAAAGAGACAAGAAAUCCACCAGGGUUUACCUGGUCCCACUGGGAUACCAACCCCAUUCAUGGCCAAUCAGAAUCUAGUGGAAGAGGAGGGGACCAAACCAAGUCACCCUCAGAGGUCACAAAGAAGAGAAGCAGAAGCCCAAAUGAGGACAUACCGAGUGAUUUUUUCACCUGUGACAUGUGUAACUUGGAUUUCCAUAAAGCGAGCACCCUUGAGGUGCAUCUGAAGUGCAAUAGUCACUGGGAGACCCUGGAGCACAUCCAAAAUCAAAACAACUACGACGACACGGCAAUCGCCUUUUUGCAUGAGGCCGUGUUAACCAAAGUCCGGCAAGGUGAUAGACUGCAGAUGAACAGACAUAGCCUUAGAGCAUUGCAGGACAAGGAUUACAUGACAAAGUUAGAUAUUUUCCACUGUGCUCCUUGCCAAGUCUACGUCUCCGUACAUCCAUCAUCACUGCAGGAUCACCUGAGCUCCAAAGACCACCUGAGGAACAAAAUGGAAUUUAGAACGAARCAGUUGCGGGAAAGUGUGAACUUUGCGAAGGCGACCAUGAAACAAAUGAAUACUGAGUAUGCAAGCUUCUGUGAGGGCAAUGAUCCUUUUGAACAGUCAUCAUGAGGGCCAUGAAGAAUAGAUAAACAGUUGAUGUGAACUGCUAGCUACUGGCUGUGGACAACUAUGGACAGCCAACAACCACCUAUCAAAA
Molecule: messenger RNA, 1438 nt
Organism: Salvelinus sp. IW2-2015
Lineage: Eukaryota; Metazoa; Chordata; Actinopteri; Salmoniformes; Salmonidae
Gene: znf326
Product: zinc finger protein 326
Biological process (GO): regulation of DNA-templated transcription elongation
Cellular component (GO): DBIRD complex; nucleus
Molecular function (GO): DNA binding
Source: RefSeq, a predicted model, not a curated record